Messenger RNA from Phytophthora sojae, 688 nucleotides. RefSeq lists its product as hypothetical. The record is from RefSeq and is a predicted model, not a curated record. The coding region runs from base 19 to 591 and encodes 190 amino acids. The transcript has 4 exons. Lineage: Eukaryota; Oomycota; Peronosporomycetes; Peronosporales; Peronosporaceae. Gene Ontology annotation, cellular component: cytosol; nucleus. Gene Ontology annotation, molecular function: protein binding; peptidyl-prolyl cis-trans isomerase activity.
GCCAGCUACGCGACCAGCAUGAGCACGUCGGCCAAGGAGCUGCCCCGCGGCUGGAAGGAGGUGCAGAGCAAGAGCCGCCCCGGCAAGGUGUACUUCCUGCACGUCAAGAGCGGCGAGAAGACCUGGAAGCUCUCGCACGUGCACGCUAAGGAGCGCGAGUUCCGCCACCGAGCGGCGGACAAGAAAAAGCGCCGCUCUGCCGACGGCUCCUCCAGCUCGGAGACCGUUCAGGCGCUGCAUAUCCUCGUGAAGCACUCUGGAUCCAGAAGGCCGUCAUCAUGGCGACAGGAGACCAUCACCCGCAGCAAGGCGGUGGCGGAGGCCAAGGCGGGAGGAAUCCGCGAGAAGCUGCUAGCAUGUGUGGAGGCCAACCCUGAUAGAUCAUCCGAAGCUUUGCGCGAGCUUUUUGAAGAAAUCGCCAAGGAGGAGAGCGACUGCAGCAGUGCCAAGCGUGGAGGCGAUCUGGGUCCGUUCACUCGUGGAAAGAUGACCCCGUCGUUCGAGAAGGCAGCGUUCGCGCUCAAAGUGGGUGAAAUGAGCGACUUGGUGGAGAGCGACAGCGGUAUCCACGUCAUUCUUCGCAUCGCAUGAGUAUGCUGGCCAGACAUCAGAGUGGCCAGGUUUGUGGAUAUGCGGAAGCACCUCCAGCCCAGCCAGGUUUUGUUGAUAUUUUCCAACAUACAGACUG